UGAUUGAUCUUAAAGAUCGAUGGCCAAGAUCCUCGCGCACUAGCCCUAGUAGUUCCAUGUUGACCGCGGCGGUCAACAUUGUGAUAGAUUUACGUGAACUUUUGAAGCCGGCAGUGCUCGCCGGAGUUUCCACCUCCGCCGCCGGUUUCAGCCGUCAACAUCUACGUAGACAACAGAUCAUCUCACAUGUUGCACUUCUGCAAUGCCCUCUCUCCCAUCCCAAGCUCGCAUUUUCGCAAUCAAAUCCAGCUCUAGAACCGACAAGAACAACCUCAAGCGCCCUUGCUUGGUCCAGAAACUUGUUGAUCUCUGUUCGCAGGGCCACCUCAAACAAGCUGUUGAUUCUCUGGGCUUGUUAGCUCGAAAAGGCCUGCGUUUAGACUCCAACACUCUCGCUUUUCUCUUACAACACUGUGCCAGCUCGAAAUCCAUUAAGCUAGGCAAAUGGAUUCAUCUCCAUCUCAAACUCACGGGUUUAAAACAUCCAAAUACCUUCCUUGCGAACCAUUUGAUCAAUAUGUAUAGCAAGUGCGGGGAUCACGUCGAAGCACGCAAGAUAUUCGAUAAAAUGACUACAAAAAAUAUGUAUUCUUGGAACACCAUGCUCUCUGGAUAUGCCAAGCUAGGGAUGGCUAAGCCUGCCCGAAGGUUGUUCGAGAAAAUGCCUCAGAAGGACAUCGUUUCAUGGAAUAUAAUGGUCAUUGCUUAUGCACAGAGUGGGCAAAUCUAUGAAGCUCUGAGAUUCUAUAGGGAGUCAAGGGCAUCGAAUGUUGGGUUCAACGACUACACCCUUGCUGGUGUUAUUACAGUUUGUGUUAAGGCAAAGGAGCUGAUUCUGACGAGGCAAGUUCAUUGCCAGGUAUUAGUUGCCGGAUUUUUAUCAAAUUUGGUCCUUUCUAGCUCGAUUCUUGGUGCAUAUGCUAUGUGUGAAGAGAUGGGAGAUGCUAGGAGGUUGUUUGAUGCAAUGAGAACUAGGGAUGUUCUUACUUGGACCACUCUGGUUUCUGGAUAUGCAAAGUGGGGUGACAUGAAAUCAGCUAGAGAAUUGUUCAACAUGAUGCCUGAGAAGAACCCUGUGUCCUGGACUGCUUUAAUUGCUGGUUAUGCACGAAACGCCUGUGGUAAUGAGGCUGUUAUCUUACUUGCAGAGAUGAUUAAACAUCAAGUUAAACCUAACCAGUUUACUUUUAGUAGUUGCUUAUCUGCUUGUGCCAGUAUACCAUCACUUGUGCUUGGUAAACAAAUUCAUGCACUUUUGAUCGUAACAGGGUUCAGACCUAAUACCAUUCUAUUAAGGUCUCUCAUUGAGAUGUAUUCGAACUGUGGGAAUUUUGAAGAUGAGAAGAAGGUAUUCAAUAUUUUGGAUAGCAAGCAAAAUGUGGUGUCAUACGGUGUAAAACCAGGUAGGAUUACUUUCUUGGCAAUCUCAAUGUGUAUAGCGACACAGGGCUUGACUUAUUUAAAUCUGUCAGUCAUGCUUCAUGAAAUAGUGUUCCUGAUAAGAGCCAGACAUUUUGGUGAAGUUAUAUAUCAGAUUAGAAAGAUGCAUCAUUCCAGACCUAAUGGUCAUUUUUGGAACGCCGUUCCUGAUAUGUGUAGGACUCACAAUAAUGUUAAUAGAAUAGCGACUAAACAUCUUAUUGAGCUGGAGCCUCAUGCCCCUGCUACUUAUGUGUUAUUGUCGAGUAUAUACCCUUCCCUUGAAGAGGAUUGGACAAUGUUUAUGAUGAAUGAGAGAGAUGUAAAGAAAGAUCCGGCCUGUAGUUGGUUAGCAAUUGACAGUAGACUAUAUGUAAUAAGCCAAACCUUUUGUAAUGGAUACAUACAAGGUGAAACCUUUUUUCUUUGUUUUCUGCAGAAACAGAUGAGUUUGUCAACUGUAUUUUGUUCUGCUAUUCUGUCUUCUAAUUUGAAUAGCUAGCUUUCAGAACUUAUGUAUUUAUUUUUGUGUUUGAACCUUA
This is a messenger RNA of Ipomoea nil (Japanese morning glory), 1961 nucleotides long. RefSeq names its product pentatricopeptide repeat-containing protein At2g21090-like. Gene Ontology annotation, molecular function: protein binding; RNA binding. Gene Ontology annotation, biological process: RNA modification. NCBI's taxonomy places the organism in Eukaryota, Viridiplantae, Streptophyta, Magnoliopsida, Solanales, Convolvulaceae. The record is from RefSeq and is a predicted model, not a curated record.